Galeopterus variegatus (Sunda flying lemur) is the source of this 551-nucleotide messenger RNA. RefSeq names its product protein very KIND-like. The coding region runs from base 1 to 525 and encodes 174 amino acids. Gene Ontology annotation, biological process: small GTPase-mediated signal transduction. The record is from RefSeq and is a predicted model, not a curated record. The transcript is spliced from 3 exons. NCBI's taxonomy places the organism in Eukaryota, Metazoa, Chordata, Mammalia, Dermoptera, Cynocephalidae. Gene Ontology annotation, molecular function: guanyl-nucleotide exchange factor activity.
AUGUUCAGGGUCUGCCCGGGCCGCGGCUGUCCCAGCUCACACGCUCUGUUUGCUCGCCAGGAGCUGGAGCAGCAGCUCAUGAUGGAGAAGAGAAACUACCGGAAGACUCUCAAGUUCUACCAGAAGCUCUUGCAGAAGGAAAAGCGGAAUAAAGGCUCCGAGGUGAAGACCAUGCUGUCCAAGCUGAGAGGGCAGCUGGAGGAGAUGAAGUCCAAGGUGCGGUUCCUCGGCCUGGUCAAGAAGUAUCUGCAGGUCAUGUAUGCGGAGCGCUGGGGCCUGGAGCCCUGCGCCCUGCCGGUGAUCGUGAACAUCACGGCAGCCCACUGCGACACGCUGGACUUCAGCCCCCUGGACGAGUCCUCCUCCCUGAUAUUCUACAACGUCAACAAGCACCCGUGCAGCGGCCGGCAGAAGGCCCGUAUCCUGCAGGCCGGCACGCCGCUGGGGCUCAUGGCCUACCUGUAUUCCAGGUGCGCUGCCCAGGGGCCCUGUUCCCCUCCAACCCCGCCCACCGGCCUUCUGUGAGCAAAAGGGGAAAAAAGCCUAUUCCA